ACUCUAUAUUGUUUUGUCAGUGCCAAGGUCAGGGUUGUAGGCUUUCCAUCUCGGAAAUAAUCCAAGUAUUACCUUGUCAAAAUAUUCGUAAUAAAAUUUGAAAACUACCAAAAAAAUCUGUACAAGUCAUUUUUAACAAGUUACCGUACGUUUUAAGAAGUUGAAGCAAUGUUGUUAUCCAAAUUGUGUUGUUCAACGAACGUAAGAACUGUCGCCUUUCGUAAGCUUCCCCAAUAUGCCUUCAGGCGUACUUUUGCAGAAGAUGCUCGUCAAACUGUGCGUCGAGCUCGAACACGUACUCUUCGAGAGAAAAUUAUGGCCCCAGCUGGGGAUGGAGCAUUCAGUAUUGGAAAAGGAGCUGCUGCUGGUGGAGCGCUACUUGGUAUUGGAGCAUUAGGUUAUUAUGGGUUAGGGUUAUCAGAUGAAGCUGGUUCUUUGGAGAAAUCUGUAGUAUGGCCUCAAUAUGUGAAGGAGCGUAUUAAGGACACAUAUAUGUAUUUCGGAGGCUCUCUAGUUGUUACCGCUACCAGCGCUAUGGCAGCUUUUCGUUCCCCUGCCAUAAUGAAUAUUGUUACAAAGAAUGGAUUCUUGGGUUUAGCCAUCAGUUUAGGUGCUAUAAUGGGCACUGGAAUGAUAGCUCGAAGUAUUCCCUACAAAGAAGGUUUUGGUGCAAAACAAAUUGCUUGGUUAGCGCAUACUGCAACGAUGGGAGCCAUGGUUGCUCCACUUUGUUUUCUCGGAGGGCCAAUUUUAAUUAGAGCUGCGUGGUACACUGCAGGCAUUGUUGGAGGGCUUAGUACAAUUGCUGUAUGUGCCCCAAGUGAAAAGUUUUUGACAAUGGGAGGCCCAUUAGCAAUGGGUCUCGGCGUUGUCUUCGUUUCGUCGGUCGGCUCAAUGUUCUUACCCCCUACGACAGCGUUAGGAGCUGGGUUAUAUUCCAUUUCGUUAUAUGGUGGUCUUCUUCUCUUUUCGGCUUUCAUGCUGUAUGAUACGCAACGAAUUAUAGCACAAGCAGAAAGAUACCCUACCACUCCAGGAUUCUAUGGUGUAACUCCCUAUGAUCCAGUUAAUGCAGCCAUGUCUGUCUACCUGGACACACUGAAUAUAUUCAUUCGUUUAGCAACAAUUCUUGCCGGUGGAGGAAACAAAAGAAAAUAAAUGCUAAUCUUAACCAUGCUCAACUUUUUCAUGCAAAACGUUUAAAUAACUUCAUAGCUGUGAUUCAAAAGUACCGAUCAAAUAAAAUAUUACUGACAUAAGCAAUUAAUUUUAGGUAUAGGUGUAGUUUGUUUUAUUGGUUUAAGUUUGUAAUAAAAUUUGUUUUUCAUUUA
Messenger RNA from Photinus pyralis (common eastern firefly), 1331 nucleotides. RefSeq names its product growth hormone-inducible transmembrane protein. Bases 169 to 1158 code for a protein of 329 amino acids. The transcript has 6 exons. NCBI's taxonomy places the organism in Eukaryota, Metazoa, Arthropoda, Insecta, Coleoptera, Lampyridae. Gene Ontology annotation, cellular component: mitochondrial inner membrane. The record is from RefSeq and is a predicted model, not a curated record.